This is a messenger RNA of Nymphaea colorata (pocket water lily), 3100 nucleotides long. Its product is annotated as protein terminal ear1. Gene Ontology annotation, molecular function: RNA binding. Lineage: Eukaryota; Viridiplantae; Streptophyta; Magnoliopsida; Nymphaeales; Nymphaeaceae. The transcript is spliced from 5 exons. Bases 659 to 3007 code for a protein of 782 amino acids. The record is from RefSeq and is a predicted model, not a curated record.
AGGAGGGGAGGAAGGGUCAGGUUUUGUGAAGUGACCGUUACUUAGUGGGGACUUCAAUGGGCGCCGGCAAACCGUCUGUACAAGGUUGCGCUCAUUAAGAGCCUCGAUUUGACCGGUUGAGUCACGGCUCCUUCGCCGGCAUACCGCCCUUGUUUUGCCUUCGAGCGGUAUUUAGGCGAGUCGCCGCCGUCAGUACUCUCUCUUUCUGUCUCUCUCUUUCUUUCCAAAGAGAUCGCCCAAAUCACAAGUCGGUCAUUCACCGUCAGUCUCCGUUCUUUAGCUUAGUCAUCAUUCAUCUCUCUCUUUCGGAGGCUAUAUAAAUUUAAUAAUUUAAUAUGUUGUGAGAACUUUCUGAUCUUUUGAUAGUCGGUUGUCAUCUCAUUCCGGGGUUCUGUUGCUGCUGCUGCUUCUUUCUUACCAUUUUCAAGGGGAAAACCCUACCUCGCCCUCCCCCACGCUUCUUCUUCUUCUUCCUCUCAUUCUCUCUCCCUCUCGAAUCUCGCUUAUUUUGGCUGACCCAGAUUUCCGGAAGUGCAUGCGCUCUGAAGAAGCUACCCCAAACGCGGCCAUUCUUUGUCGCUUCGGUUGCCCAACAACUCCACCUCACUAGUGGUGCCUGUUGCCGGGUUCCUUUUUCCACUUGGACUUCUUCCGGUAGAUGGGGAGCGAUGGUGGCAGCGGCUUCGUUCUAGAAACAGCUGCUGCCUCGGGCGGGAGAAUGAGAAAGGCCGGUUCCGCCGCUACCACCAUCGUUUCGUCAACAGGCAUGAGCAAGAACGACGGCUUUCUCUUGCCUGCUCCGUCCUCGACGUCGAAGCCCAGCCAUCUAGACCCUCGAGCACAAGAGUUCAGACCCAAAAUCAUCGCUGCCCCGCCCCUCCCGCCGUUCGUCUACCCUUACACCUAUCCUUGUGAAUUUUCUCCUUGUCCUCUCCCCCCUGCUCCUCCCCCUCCUUGCGCUCCUCUCCGACCUGCGGCGCGGCCGUCGGACCUUGCCCCUAGCGGGAGAGAGAACGCGUCGAGGUCGCUGCUGCUGAGCUCGGUGCCGCCUGGCGUGAGCGAGGGAUGCCUCCUGCGGGAAUUGGAGUUGUUCGGUCCGGUGCGGGGGUUGGAGAUGGAGAAUAUCGAGCAGGGGUUGGUGGUGGUUCACUUCUACGACGUGAGGCACUCGCAGAGGGCGCUGGCGGAGAUUCAGGAGCAGCACAUGAUGCAGCAGAGCCGGCUUGCACAGCAUUACACGGCCCUCAUGAGGGCCGGUGAGGUGGUGCUGCCUCCUCCGCCUCCGCCUCCCCUUCCGCCGCCACUCCACUCGAGAGGGCUGAUUGGUGGCUGUGCUGUGUGGGCUCAGUACAGCAGCGCGCCGAUGAGGGUAAGCAAGUACGCCGGCGGUGGGCUGCUAGAUGCUCACAACCAAGGCACGUUGGUGGUCUUCAAUUUGGAUUCCGAGGUUUCGUCCGGCCUACUCAAGAACGUCUUCGAGGCUUUCGGUGCGGUUAAGGAGCUGCGGGAGACGCCAUCGAAACGACAACACCGCUUCGUCGAGUUUUACGACGUCAGGGAUGCUGCCAGGGCGCUGGCAGAGAUGAACGGACGAGAAAUAUGUGGCAAGCGCGUCAAGAUUGAAUUCAGUCGCCCCGGUGGCCAGGCGAGACGGCUGCGCAACAGCGUCGCCGGCGCUGGUGCCAUCGCCGUUCACGUUGCCGCCGACAACCUCAACCUUUUCGACGCUAGACCGCAUGCUCUUGCACCCGACCCUUCUACGCGCUCGUUUCCAACGCAGCCGCGGCUGCUGGACCGGGACCGAUCACCUUGUCUGCCUUCGUCGCACUCUUCUAAUAGCAAUAUAAGGGGAGAGGUGGUGGCUGGAGGGAGAACCAGUAUGGCUGGCGGAGCUCUCAGUAAUGCCAAUGUUUGCUUGAGUUCUCUAGCGCCGCCGGCGAGGCCAUCGCCGGUUGCAGUCGAUGGGGACGAUCUUAAUCGCAGAAAGAGCAAAAGCAGCAUCGAUUCGAAACACCAAUCUGGCCAUUCUCCUCGUGGUGGUGGUGGUGCUGCUGCCAUAGCCGGUCUCAGGACUGGCGGGUGUGGUACGAAGAAUUGGAACGUGAGGAUGAACGAGGAGACGCAGUUCGCAUUCGACGAAGCAAAGGCAACAUCGAAUUGGAUUGACCCCAGGACCACCGUCAUGAUAAAGAACAUCCCCAAUAAGUACAGUCAGAAGCUGUUGCUCAACAUGCUUGAUCAGCACUGCAUAAGUUGCAAUGAGCAGAUCGUUGACGAUGGUCAGGACGAUGAUAGUGAACCUCCAUCCUCUUAUGAUUUUGUGUAUCUGCCCAUCGAUUUCAAGAACAAGUGCAAUGUUGGUUAUGGGUUCGUGAAUAUGACGUCCCCAAAGGCGACGCUGAGACUCCACAAGGCCUUUCAUAAACAGCCUUGGGAAGCUUUCAACUCAAGAAAGAUCUGCGAAGUCACCUAUGCUCGGUUACAGGGCCUCGAUGCUCUGAAGGAACAUUUCAAGAACUCGAAGUUUGCAUGCGACACGGACGAGUAUCUGCCGGUGAUCUUCUCGCCGCCGCGUGACGGGAUGGAGCUGUCGGAACCAAUGGCAAUCGGAGGACACACCAGCAAGGGCAGGCAGCGUGUUCCUCAGUCCCCUCUGGCGACGACGAGCUUGCCGACGAAUGGGAAAAGACCACCAGCUGCUGCAGCGACCACUCAGCAAAUUGGCGGCGUUGGCAGUGGCUUUGGCAGUGCCGCUGCUGCUGCUGCUGACGAUGGCGACGUUGACGUCGUCACCCUCGAGGCGCAAAGCCACCACCCUCGCCACCGUCACCACCACCGCGACUCAGCCCUCGACGACGACGUCUGCCACUACGACCACCGCGACGAUUCUUCCUCCACCCCGUCGCCACCACCUUACGCGUCCACCGCCACCACCAGCGGUUGCUCGUUGCGCCCUCGUGAGUGCCAACAGCAGCCGAAGCCCAUUAGUUGUCCCGAGGUUAGCUGAUUCUAUAAAUCUCCCUCCCUCUCUCUCUCUCUCUCCCUUUUCUCUUUGUAUGAUGUUCUUUUUCCUGCAAUUCAUCCUUAUCUUUGAGGAUUC